AUUUACAUUAUUUACUCACAUCUUUACAUUCAUCACGAAAAACUCCAAAAUCUCUUUGAUUCGUUCAGAUUCACUCUCUUCGGCGAGAAACUGUUAGAUCGUUACGUACUGUUAAAUCUCCGACUACAAAAUCGUUCUAUUCUAUCUCUCGAAAAAUGAUCUGCCUAGUUCUCUCUGUCCUCAUCACCACGGCGGCUGCUGCUGCGGAGUUCGGUGGGGAGGUAUUAGAGACGGAGCUUUGGUGCGUUGCGAAGAACAACGCUGAGGAUUCGGCACUUCAAACGGCUGUUGACUGGGCUUGUGGGCCUGGAGGAGCUGAUUGCGGUGAGAUCCAGCAAGGCGGGUCCUGUUACGAUCCACCGGAUAUGGUGAAGAUGGCGUCGUAUGUUUUCAAUAACUAUUACUUGAAGAACGGUCUCGCAGAUGAAGCUUGUAACUUUAGUAACAACGCAGCUGUUACUUCACUGAAUCCUAGUCAAGGAGCAUGCAAGUUUCCUUCAAGUAAGAGAGUGAGCAAUGGAAGUAUCGCGGAUGCCACUUCAACGCAGGCUACAACUGCUGCACAAGAAUCCUCAGAUUUCAGUAGAGCAAGGCGGAUGUUUACCAGCUGUUCCUUGCCCUUCGUCGUUUUAGGCCACAUUAUGACAAUGACACUGAUCAUUCAUCAUCUUUAGCUACCGCUUGGUGAUUGAAGGUAACCCUUUUUUUUAAUCUCCAAACCCUUUCCUCAACCCUCAGUUUUAUGUAAACUAAAAUGGUUCUGCAUCUUUAAUUGAUCCCUGAAAUGUAGCUCUGUACUGUCUUACCAUUAUGAAGAGUUAACUAGAAAAAGGCAUCAACGUUAGCUUUG
This is a messenger RNA of Camelina sativa (false flax), 850 nucleotides long. NCBI's taxonomy places the organism in Eukaryota, Viridiplantae, Streptophyta, Magnoliopsida, Brassicales, Brassicaceae. The record is from RefSeq and is a predicted model, not a curated record.